Molecule: messenger RNA, 2750 nt
Organism: Polyodon spathula (Mississippi paddlefish)
Lineage: Eukaryota; Metazoa; Chordata; Actinopteri; Acipenseriformes; Polyodontidae
Gene: tekt1
Product: tektin 1
Exons: 8
Coding region: 1141-2349 (402 amino acids)
Biological process (GO): cilium assembly; cilium movement involved in cell motility
Cellular component (GO): nucleus; microtubule cytoskeleton
Source: RefSeq, a predicted model, not a curated record
GCUUUGUUUGUGGGCGGGGUUUUGAGGUGUUGCAGCGAAUGCAUUGCGGAAUAAAAUACGGAUGUUUUAGGCUGUACUGAAUAUCCAUUGCUAUUGGCUGCGCCGGAGAGCCUGAGUGACUUUGAUUGGAUGAAAUAAUAAGGCGAGCGAUAAGGCGAGGUGCCGCUGCGAGUCAGACUGGAAAUUGAACGUGCAUUUAAAUGCAAUAAAAGCACAUUUAAAAAGGAGAGGCAUUAAACUGCAUGUAUUCUAAGUGAUCAGUAUUUAAGUAAAUAACCUAAAACACGUAUUGCGAUGCUGUAUUGUAAGUUACAGUUGGUUUGCUAGUACCGUUGUCAAAACGCAUGGAUCUCACAGAAGUAUUAACUUUUCAAAUAUACUAUCCGUACAUAAUUAACCGAUCUAUUGUUGUACACAGGGACAAGCAUAGGGGCGAAGUUAUGGCUGGUAUUCAGCUAAUAUUAGCUCCGAGUUAGAUGAACGCAAAUAUAUGUUCACGCUAUACGUUGCCCAAAAGCUUUGCAUACACACCCCCAUUUGAAUUGAACAUUUAUGCAUGAGUAAACAGCAUGGAAAUUACAAUGCUACGCCUUUACUUCCGAACUGACGUGACGUCAGAACAUGCAGUUCAAGUGAUUUUUUUUUUACGUCAUGGGAAAUUCCGGCGAUGACGAGGGACUUGGUGCCGGGGGAAGAGUUUAGUUAUUGAUCCAACCUUAAAAAAAGUUCUGAAGGCAGCUGUUGGUUGACUACUCUCCUAAAUGAAUAUAUCUGGUGUAAACCUUUACCACGAGGUCGGCGGCGGCAGCAGUUCUGGAAUUUUCAGUAUGGUUAUCCAUUAUGACGUUUCCGUUCGAAACACUAUUAAGCACGGCUUACUGCGCCUGCGUGUCCCGGGUCUUCCACCGCCCCCGUUGCUAUGUCGGUAGCGUUCACCACGUUGCUAUGGUGAUCGUUGGUUUAUGUCUUGGCUCGCUCUCAGCAGCAUUGCUUUCCACUGCAGACCGUCUGGACACGAGGGUAAAGUCAUCGGAAUCAUUUACUGCAUUAAAAUAAAACUGAAGUGGUCGGCUGUGACACAGAGGUGCGUUUACAGCAGGGUAAGGCGUGUAAUCCCAGGAAAGACCCCAGGAAGGAAGAAUGGCCCGGCUCGUUCAGCUCCCUCCCAAGUUCCUGCCCCAGGAGUGGCACCUGGCCAAUAAGAACCGCUACAACAACGCCGAGGCGCAGAGAUCCCGGUCCGAGCGGCUGAUCGCAGAGAGCCAGAGGCUGGUGGAGGAAACGGAGAAAGCAACCCGCGCAUCGCAGCGGGACGUCGAGAAGAAACUAGAGCAGAGGAUCCAGGACAUCAGUUUUUGGAAGCAGGAGCUGGACAACAAGCUCGAGGAUAUAGUCAAUGAGACUGAGGUGCUGCUCACCUACAGGACCCGGCUGGAGAAAGCCAUCGAGAAGUGCAAAGGGCCCCUGGCAGUCACGCAGCAGUGUCUCGAAGAGAGGGAGAAGCGUGUUGCAAUCGACCUGGUGCACGACGAGGCGGAGCGGGAGCUCCUCAAGGAGCUGGAGGUGAUCCACGCCGUGUCGGCGCUGCUGCAGCGCACCCUGGAGCAGACCAACGAGCAGAUCAGGCUGAACCGCUCUGCUAAGUAUCACCUGGAAAAGGACCUCAAGGAUAAGUUUCAGGCACAGAAGAUCGAUGGUUUCUGCACAGUCCUGUCAAACAACACGCCAAACUUGGGAUACACAACCGGGAUCAGCAUGAAUUGGGGCAGUGCCUCGAGCCCAGAGGACUGGGAAGACUUUUCCAACGUGAACAUCUUGAAGGCGGAGAAGCAGAAGAGUAACUCCCUGACCCUGCGCAGCCUGAUCGACAACAUCCUCCUGCAGACCGCAGAGGACCUGAGCCAGCAGCGUGAGACCACCGACCUGGCUCUGCGGAACAGAGUCCGCGAGACCAAGGCAGCCAAGGGCAAGCUGGAGGAGCACCUGGGCAAGGUGAUGGAGCAGAUCACAUCCCAGGAGAAGAACAUUGAUCUGCUGAAGAAAGCCAUCAUCAAUAAGGAGGCGCCCAUGAAGGUGGCUCAGACCCGACUCGAGACGCGGACGCAGCGGCCCAACGUGGAGCUGUGCCGAGACCCGGCUCAGCACAGGCUCUUCAGCGAGGUGCAGGAGAUCACCAGCAACGUGGAGAGGUUGAGCGAGGCUCUGCACCAGGCUGAAGCAGAGCUGCGGGGUCUGGUCAGGAACCAGCUGUCCCUGGAGGAGGAGAUCCAGGUGAAAUCGAACACUGUGUACAUCGACGAGGUGCUAUGCAUGCAGCUGAGGGAGACUGUUGCCAUCAACAGCUUCUGAGCACCGGCAGGGAUCCAGCCCUCUGUAAUCAGCAGGGCCAACAAAGCCAGCGCCCUCUCAGGAGAUACCAGCCUCCCUGCAGGCUUCCUCGAGACACUGUUCACACAGACAUUGCAGUUCAAUAAAAACUGUAAUUUAAAAAACAUGAAUAAAUACAUUAUCAUUCUUGAUAAAAAUGUCCUUUGAAUGCACAUGCUGUUGUUGAAAUGUUGUCCCCAAGACCUUUUGCACACCCACUUUGUUUGAAGUUUUCCAUGUGCCUGUGACAGAGAUCUAAUAGAUGCCCUACAUCGUGACACCCGCAGUUUAAUUAUGAUGUCACACCAUUGUCCAAGGAUACAGUUUUACCAAGCAAUGAUGUCACAGUGACCUAUUAAUAAAAUCUUGUCUAAUUUGAUCGA